AUGCAUGUUAAGCCAAUUAAGAUGAGAUGGCACACAGGUGGUGUCAACUACAGUUAUCUGGUCAGCAACCAGGACCAAACCACAUCUUGGUUAAUUGAUCCAGCUGAGCCGCAUGAAGUCUGGCCAGAGUUGUCAGAGAGCGAAAGGGAAAGUGUAGUGGCGUUAGUCAAUACUCAUCACCACUAUGACCAUGCUGGUGGUAACACUAGUUUGCUAAAGCAAUUUAAGGAGACUGUUGGCAAGCCAUUGCAAGUAAUUGGUGGCUCUGAGGAGUGUGACAAUGUUACAUUGAUUCCAACACAUUCACAGAAGCUAAAGAUUGGUAAUUUGGAUGUUACAUGCAUUAGGACUCCAUGCCAUACACAGGACUCUGUAUGCUACUACAUAAGAGACCCGGAAACUGACGAAAGAUGUAUCUUUACUGGUGACACCCUGUUUACUGCUGGUUGUGGUAGAUUCUUUGAAGGUACCGGCGAAGAGAUGGAUGCCGCUCUGAACAAGUAUAUAUUAGAAGGUGUCGGCAAGAACAAUUGGUCUAGUACUCUUGUGUACCCGGGCCAUGAAUACACAAAGAGCAAUGUCAAGUUUGUUCGUAGUAAGAUUUAUCCAACUACUAACGUAAACAGCAGGUUUGAUGAAUUGGAAAGAUUUUGCAACGAGCAUGAAGUUACUACUGGUAAAUUCACAUUGGCCGAUGAAUUGCUAUUCAAUCCUUUCAUGAAACUAGACGAUCCUAUAGUUAGAGCUGCUGUAGGUGAUUCAGAGAACCAAUGGACAUCUGCUGCUGUCAUGGACAAGCUGAGAAAGAUGAAGAAUGCCAUGUAA
Messenger RNA from Nakaseomyces glabratus, 825 nucleotides. RefSeq names its product hydroxyacylglutathione hydrolase GLO4 (gene GLO4). The record is from RefSeq and is a predicted model, not a curated record. Lineage: Eukaryota; Fungi; Ascomycota; Saccharomycetes; Saccharomycetales; Saccharomycetaceae. Gene Ontology annotation, molecular function: hydroxyacylglutathione hydrolase activity.